AUGGCCGACGAAGCUACCAAGGCUCACCUCCGCACCAAGUUCGACAAGCUCACCGCCGAUGACUUCAAGGAGGUUGCAGGCAACAAGGAAGCCCUCGCCGCCAAGGUCGCCGAGAAAUACGGCAUCUCCAAGGACGAGGCUACGAAACAAGUCGAGGAGGCGAAGGAGUCAGAAAAGCCUACAAUUCAUACCUUGACCAGCUUCGACCAGAAUUGA
Cladophialophora immunda is the source of this 216-nucleotide messenger RNA. RefSeq lists its product as uncharacterized. The coding region runs from base 1 to 216 and encodes 71 amino acids. Lineage: Eukaryota; Fungi; Ascomycota; Eurotiomycetes; Chaetothyriales; Herpotrichiellaceae. The record is from RefSeq and is a predicted model, not a curated record. The transcript is spliced from 2 exons.